Ornithorhynchus anatinus (platypus) is the source of this 3235-nucleotide messenger RNA. It is a transcript of the gene CPNE8, whose product is annotated as copine 8. Gene Ontology annotation, cellular component: plasma membrane. Gene Ontology annotation, molecular function: calcium-dependent phospholipid binding. NCBI's taxonomy places the organism in Eukaryota, Metazoa, Chordata, Mammalia, Monotremata, Ornithorhynchidae. The transcript is spliced from 20 exons. Gene Ontology annotation, biological process: cellular response to calcium ion. The record is from RefSeq and is a predicted model, not a curated record. Bases 86 to 1777 code for a protein of 563 amino acids.
CCCUUCCCCCCGGCCCGGCCCGGCCCGGCGUCAGUCCGGCGGAGCCGGGGUCCGGGAGCGAGCGGGGGAGCGCUCGGGGGUCGGCAUGGACGGCCGCUUCGGGGCCACCGCCCCCGCUCACUUCACCCCGCUCAGCGCCGCCAUCCCCGCCACCAGGGUGGAGGUGUCCGUGUCGUGCAGAAACCUUUUGGACAGAGACACAUUUUCAAAAUCUGAUCCAAUCUGUGUCUUAUACAUACAAGGCGUUGGAAACAAAGAAUGGAGAGAGUUUGGAAGAACAGAAGUAAUUGAUAAUACUUUAAAUCCAGAUUUUGUGAGGAAAUUUAUACUGGACUACUUUUUUGAAGAGAGAGAGAACCUACGUUUUGACUUGUAUGAUGUGGAUUCAAAGAGCCCCAAUUUAUCCAAACAUGAUUUUCUGGGACAAGUGUUUUGCACGUUGGGAGAAAUUGUUGGAUCUCAGGGGAGCAGACUGGAAAAGACGAUAGUAGGAAUUCCAGGGAAGAAAUGUGGAACAAUAAUUCUCACAGCAGAAGAGCUGAACUGUUGUAGGGAUGCUGUCUUGAUGCAAUUUUGUGCCAACAAAUUAGAUAAGAAGGACUUCUUUGGGAAAUCGGAUCCUUUUUUGGUCUUUCAUCGAAGCAAUGAGGAUGGCAGUUUUACGAUCUGCCAUAAAACAGAAGUUGUCAAAAACACCCUGAAUCCAGUAUGGCAGGCAUUCAAGAUCUCAGUCAGAGCUCUGUGUAAUGGAGACUAUGACAGGACAAUCAAAAUAGAAGUAUAUGACUGGGAUAGAGAUGGAAGUCAUGAUUUCAUUGGAGAAUUCACAACCAGUUAUAGAGAACUGUCCAGGGGGCAAUCGCAAUUCAAUGUUUACGAGGUGCUAAAUCCCAAAAAGAAAGGAAAAAAGAAAAAGUAUAUUAAUUCUGGAACGGUAACAUUACUUUCAUUUCUGGUGGAAACGGAGGUUUCAUUCCUUGACUAUAUUAAAGGAGGAACCCAAAUCAAUUUCACAGUGGCCAUUGAUUUCACAGCAUCAAAUGGCAACCCUGCCCAGCCCACAUCUCUUCACUAUAUGAACCCUUACCAGCUGAAUGCAUAUGGCAUGGCACUGAAGGCCGUGGGAGAAAUCGUUCAAGAUUAUGACAGUGACAAAAUGUUUCCAGCCCUAGGCUUUGGGGCGAAACUGCCUCCGGAUGGUAGGAUAUCGCAUGAAUUUGCUUUGAAUGGAAACCCUCAAAACCCCUACUGUAAUGGCAUUGAGGGAGUAAUGGAAGCUUACUACAGGAGUCUGAAAUCGGUCCAACUUUAUGGCCCAACAAACUUUGCCCCUGUAAUUAAUCACGUAGCAAGAUAUGCUUCUUCAGUAAAAGAUGGUUCCCAGUAUUUUGUUCUUCUGAUUGUUACAGAUGGAGUUAUCUCAGACAUGGCUCAAACAAAGGAAUCUAUUGUUAACGCCUCCAAGCUUCCAAUGUCAAUAAUUAUAGUGGGAGUCGGACCAGCAGAAUUUGAUGCUAUGGUUGAAUUGGAUGGAGAUGAAGUCAGACUCUCCUCCAGAGGAAAAUACGCAGAAAGAGACAUCGUGCAGUUUGUACCAUUCAGAGAUUACAUCGACAGAAGCGGAAACCAUAUCCUGAGCAUGGCUAGGCUGGCUAAAGAUGUGUUAGCUGAAAUCCCAGAACAAUUUCUGUCAUACAUGAGGGUCAGAGGAAUCAAGCCAUCACCUGCGCCUCCUCCGUACACCCCACCGACACAUGUAUUACAGACUCAGAUCUGAACGUGUUCCCGAAUGCCGUGCUCCGGGUCCGAUGCUCCAUGAGGAAGCGGGGAAGGUAACCCUUAUUCCCUGUCCGGAGUCCCCGUGAGUACCACGUGGUGGGUUUCCUGGGCUCCGAAAUCUAUUCUCUUCGUAAACCAAAACUGUAAAUACGGUUGCAUGAGCAACUGAAAAGUCGUUGACUGCUUGAAGCAAAACGUGGAUGUCUUCUCUCGUUUUUUUCUGACAGGAAAAGCUAGUUUCCGAUGUAUUGUGGAGAAAAAGCACAAACCAUGUUUUUAAUUCAAACAGUAUCGUCGUCUCUGACUGCUCUGUAUAUAGGAAUGCCGUUCUUACGUAUCAAUGUUUACAUGUUACUACUUUUUAAAUUUCAAUACUUUUAUAACUGUUCCUAAGAAUAAGAGUUUUGAAUAUUGAAAAAUAUGUCUUCUAACUUGCAAUAGAUAGAACCACAGGAAGAGCAAUAUCUCUUUGAACCACUGUCCAGACAAAUACAAUCGCAAACAAGGGAAGGACGAUAAACAUUUGUAUUUCUCUGUGGCUGAAUUGUCUCGCUGGGCCUCGGAUGCUUAGAAGUCAGUUCGCCUCUCUCAGUCGGAUACGUUCAGUGGGUCUAAUCUCAAAUGGGAACCCUGGAAGGACAUACAUUUUUCAUAGAUUGUCUCCUAAAUUUGGAGCGCAGUCAGUUUACAUUUUAAACGGUUGGCAGCACACUGAGAACAAGUUUAAACGUGGUUGAACCGUAAUUCCAGAAACAACCAAACUUUAUAAAAAUAGACUUUUUUGUAUCAUAAUUUAGAAAACCAAUAGUAUGAUUGUUUAAAAGUUGACGUGCUGCUCCAGGCUUUUUGUUGUACUAUAUAUUGUCUAGAUAUUUCUAUUCAAAGGGAUACCGGCUCUCGAUAUUUGGAGUCUUUGCUAUUACCUGUCCGCAUUACCGUGCAGGAUACACAGGUUGGGAGUAUUUAGUAAAUCGAUCAGUUAAACAUUCACUGCCAUGUGAUUUUAUGCACAAUGAAUUUGUGUGCUAGACUACUCGCGUAUUAGGAUAUGCCUGGUCAUAAUUAACCGAAGAAUCUUUUGCAUGUACAGUUUUUAUAAGAAUUACAGUUUUGUGAAUUAGUGUCAAAAUCAAAGCAUUUCUUUAGAACAAAUGGCCUUAAAUUCUCACAGAAUUCCUGGAAACAAUUGUGACUUGCCUUCGAAUAAUGGAAAGGUGUAUUUUUCUUUUGUGUCAACAUUGUAAUUGCUUUGUAAUGUAUUUUUUCAUUUACUACUUGGUUCAUUUCUACCGUAUGUUGUACUUUCUGUCUCAUAUUAACUCACGAUGACUUUUUUAAGCAUGAAAAAGAUUUUGCUGAAAUAAUACACUCACACAUAUCUACAGUAUCAAUGGACUAGAACGAUGUAACGCAAAACUGUCCCUUUUUAAAUCUAUAUUAAACUCUUUAAAGUGUA